Molecule: messenger RNA, 3229 nt
Organism: Scylla paramamosain (green mud crab)
Lineage: Eukaryota; Metazoa; Arthropoda; Malacostraca; Decapoda; Portunidae
Product: acetylcholine receptor subunit alpha-L1-like
Exons: 10
Coding region: 102-1388 (428 amino acids)
Biological process (GO): nervous system process; regulation of membrane potential; monoatomic ion transmembrane transport
Cellular component (GO): plasma membrane; synapse; neuron projection
Molecular function (GO): excitatory extracellular ligand-gated monoatomic ion channel activity; transmembrane signaling receptor activity; transmitter-gated monoatomic ion channel activity involved in regulation of postsynaptic membrane potential
Source: RefSeq, a predicted model, not a curated record
GGAGGAGGAGGAGUGAAUAUAACUAAGUGGAGGGCAGGCGUGGGGAUCAGAUCGCCUGGGUACCUUCUCCAGCGCGCAGCCCUCACUGUUGUAGGGACGUGAUGAUGUCGCCAGGACUGGUAGUGGUGGUGCUGGUGGUGAUGGCAGCGGCAGGACAAGGAAAGGACUUGCAGGGGUCCCUAAAGCUUCAACACCUUCGGAAAACGCUCCUGCAGGGUUAUGACAAAGAGGCCCUGCCGCCAACUCCAGUAACUGUCAACGUUUCCCAAUUUAGCAUCAGAGAUUUGGAAAUGCACGAGGGAGCGCAUCGCCUUUCCCUCCACGCCUGGCUGGGCUACUCGUGGUAUGACCAGAGGCUGUCGUGGAAGGCUGAGGACUAUGGAGGCGCAGAGAUGAUGACCAUCUCCUCUCGUGACGUGUGGCUGCCUGACUUCUCAGUCUAUAAUGCGGGAGACGCCGAGGCCACGCUGCUCACGUCCAGGUUCCGGGUGAUCGUGUAUCCCGAUGGCAAGGUGCUAUACGUGCCCAGCCUCGACCUCCACUACUCCUGCGUGGCGGAUCUUACCUACUGGCCGCACGACACCCAUAACUGCACCCUCAAGAUCGGCUCCUGGGUCCACAGUGGCAGGCACAUCGACAUCAGCGUGCAGAAGAACUUCUCUACGGAAGUGGAUGAUGAAGUCACGAAGAGUCCCGAUGGUCAAAUGGACACGAUGGAGUGGAAGAUCUUAAACGUCAACCUCAAACGCCUCUCCAAAUUUUACGACUGCUGCACCGAGCCUUACGUCAGCCUGAUGGUGAACAUUAUCGUGCAGAGGGAGGCACCUGCUUUCUGCUGGAUCAUCAAGACACCUGCUGUUUGUCUGGUGCUUCUGACGGUGGUUCUGUUCAUCCUUCCUCCCGGUGCUGGCGAAAAGAUUGUCUUUGGAGGUAUGAACAUCAUCCUUAACCUGAUGUUCCUCAUCUUCACCCACGGCACCGUCCGCAACGCCCCGAGCCACACGCCUCUCCUGGUCCAGCUGAUCAGCUUCCAGCUUGUCCUGGCUGUUAUCAGCACCAUAGUGGCUGCAGUGCUGGUGAGGGCUGCCCGGGGUCCCUACACCACGCCGCCCUCCCCAGGCCUUCACCGCCUCGCCCUCACCCUCGCCCCGACAUUCUGCCUCUCUGCCUACGUCAAACAGGCGUCGGGACAGGGGCGGCUCGGGCCAGGAACACCGAAGAGCGAUGAGGUGGAGAUCGGCAGCGAGGCGGACGGCACUCGGUCUGGGGAACAGGGUGUGAUGGCGGGCCAGUGGCUGCUCUUGGGUGCUGUCCUUGACCGUCUCUCUCUUGCUGUCUACCUCUGCAUCAGCAUCAUCAUGCUCAUCAGGUCCUCCAGCGUGCUCUAAGGACGUCCUAAAGAACUCCUUCACCUCACGUCACCUGUGGCCUGCUUAAUUUCCUGCAUAUCUGCUUGUUUCCAUCCCCGGCCACACUUGUAAUUUACAAGGUUGCGUGAGGUUAUCGGAACACCCCGAUCCCACAGGCAGAUUGGACAUGUUCUGGAGCAUUGCUUUCAAGUCAUUUUGGGAUCACAUGAAGGUCACUGCAGUUAACCUGAAGCCUCGUAGAAGUUACUGAAGUUACUUAGCAUUACGUAUUAGACACCGGAGUAAUUUGAAGUCACGUAAUGAACAUAGAAGUCAUUCAAAGCUAUCAAGAAAUCACCUUAGUCUUUGAAGUGAUGUGAAGUCGACUGAGUGUUACUGAAGCCUGCCUACGAAUCCUCUGACAUCACCUUAGAGACACAGGUAAUUCCGAAUUAUCUUGAUAAAUAUUUUCGUUUUAUAAGUCACCUGCAAUUCGCCUGCCCCCGAUUCCCACUGCAAUACUCACUGUUACGUGUGCAUCUGUGUGUUACCUAAUAGUACAUUUGUAAUUAGCACUCAAGUCGCCUGUCAACGCCUUUGAUCGUCGCUAUCUGUUUAGAGAGUGUUGUUCUCUAGUUUUUUUUUUAUUUUGCUUGCUGAACUGUUUGUAAAAUUUGCUUCUUAGUGUUUCUUUUUCGUCAUCUUAUAUACUUUUAUCGUGUGUGUGUGUGUGUGUGUGUGUGUGUGUGUGGGUGUGUGUGUGUGUGUGAGAGAGAGAGAGAGAGAGAGAGAGAGAGAGAGAGAGAGAGAGAGAGAGAGAGAGAGAGAGAGAGAGAGAGAGAGAGAGAGAGAGAGAGAGAGAGAGAGAGAAUGUGUGUGUGGGUGUGUGUGUGUGUGUGUGUGAGAGAGUCUGUGCGUAUGGGUGUUGAAUGUAGUACCAAAAUAGUUUGAAAAAGUAUGAAUAAGAGUAAUUAAUUACAUCUCGAAGAGACAGGCUUGCACAUAGUGAGGUAGUGCUGCGUGAUGCAAUGCCUUGUGGAUGAUGUUACCACACGGCUGCUAGUCAUAGCACAAAAAUGUCUAUGCAUGAUGAUGGACAUAUGAGUGAAAGUCAGUGGUACUUGUUUACUGUGUAAAGUGGUAGAGUAGUAUGUAGUGACGCAGUGACAUAUAGUACAAUGAUGUAGAUGUACUUUGGUUUAACAUAAUGACUAGAAUGUCCUUGUUGAGAACACAGAAUGGGUCCUUAGGGUAACACCAUGCUUCACGCUGGCAACAGAUUGUGUAUGGAAGGUUUGUCACGCACGCCUUCCAUCCUACACCUCCAGCAUCGCCUUCUGCAGCAGCGCGGUGUGUCCUGAGGGCGUGAGGCUGAUGGUGGUGGUGGUUGUGGUGGUGGUGGUGGCGGUGGUGGUGAUGGUAGUGGUGGUGGUGGUGGUGGUUAAGGUAUGAGUUCCAUCACCUGAGAGACCGUAUCGUAGUCGUUCCAGUUUCCCACUUCCCAAAUUCCAGGUUUCAGAUUUCAGGGCUCCUCGAAUUGUUCUCGCUUCUCGCCGCCCACCACCGCAUCCUCCCAUUGCAGAUGGUGGGCCGCGGGCGGCUGAGUACAGGGGGACAAUGUGUUGAGUAACUUUUUCAACGUACGUGGAGGGCGACAGAUUCAUUUGAUAAAAGAUCACAUAUACCAUAAAUUUCCCCCGGGUCUGGGUGACCUUUCAUCCCUCAGCCUCCCUCCCACCGCCCUCCCCAGCCUCACGAACAGGCGUACUGUAACUGAUUAUUUGCAGCACUAACUCGUGAUGUGUAACCAAUGCUUGCAGCAAUUCGCCAGCACUAGUGAUGUAGCGCCAUGCAGCACCAAUAAAUUGUAACUUCACGCA